Ambispora leptoticha is the source of this 369-nucleotide messenger RNA. The record is from the annotation of a GenBank genome assembly. NCBI's taxonomy places the organism in Eukaryota, Fungi, Glomeromycota, Glomeromycetes, Archaeosporales, Ambisporaceae.
AUGAAAAGAGUUGUUAAAGAAAGCACUACUAUAACUGAAAUGAUUGAAGAUGAUGAGGGGAAAAGAUUUAUAAUUAAUCGCAAGCAUAACGUUAAUGUUUCCACUGAACCAGUGGAAGGAAGUUUGCCAGGACUACAAGUAAUUGAAAAGGAUAAAUAUUUUCGUGAGGAAAUAGCCAAAGAGGCCGAAGAAUACAAAAAAAACAAUCCUUCUUCACAAAAAGAAAAAGAAUUACCGGAUACUAACGAUAAAGGAGAGGAUAUUCCAAAUCAGUAUGACAAAGUAGCUAAUAAUGAAGUAGAAAAAUUUUUUGACGAGUAUAGACCGUUAGUUAGUUUAUGCUAUGAUACACCAUCUUCGGACAUUUGA